AUGGCGACGCGCGGUAUUGCACAGCUAAAGGCUCAGUACAAUCGUGUUCGCACGAGUACGGCCCUUCAGGGCAACUCUAUGUGGAACAAUGUUAUCGGUAUUGAGAGUGAGCAGAAGGGAACAAACUCAGCCAUUGAAGCGACUCUUCGCGCGCCUUCAUAUGGGGGUGGAUACAAGGCGCAGCGCAUGGAGCGUGCGCAGCAGCUUAUCGAGGCAUCCGGCUACCAGCCCAAGGCGACGGAUCUGCAGGGGCUGUUGGCGCUUGCCAAGUCGCAGGGAGCUACCGGCAACGCCACCCGCGGCGCCUGCAAGAUCUGCGGUGGGCUAGGGCACCUCACGAAAAAGUGCAAGAACGGUGUCUCGGGGCACGCGGGGGACAUCGGCGACCUGGACGCGGCGGUUGCAGCUGCCAGCAUGCGCGCUCUGCUUCCUGACCUAGAUGAAGUAUCAUCCCUGGACUCUUCAGAUCUGGGGGGCAGCAGCAGUAGCGACUCAGGGGCGCCAGGGGGCCGCGGCGCGGACUCGGACGCGGACUCUGGCAGCAGCGGUGGCACCCGAAAGCGCAAGCGUAGCAGCAGCGCAGAUAAGAAGAAACGCAAGAAGGACUCGAAGAAGAAGAGCAAACGCUCCAAAAAGGAAGGCAAAAAGGAAAAGCAAAAGCGGGGGCGCAAAGAUGGCCCGGUUGCAGAGGACGCGCGCGGUCGGGACAAGUAUGCACGUGAGGAGGGCGAGCGGCGACGGGAGCGGCAACGACAGGCGGAGGCGGAUGAGGACGUUUCUCUGCGGGAGCGGCGUGGAGGCCGUGGAGGCUAUGAGGAGGAGAAGCUGGAGGAGGAUGCCGCCACGGAGGAGCGCCAACGGCGACGACAGCGUGAACGGCGAGAUCGCGGCGGUGAUGAGGAUAGGGCGGAGGAGUAUGACCGCGAGCGGUGGCGGGAGAAGGAGCGCGAACGCGAACGGGAGAGGGAACGUGAGCACGAGCGGGAACGUGGAAAGGAGCGUGAGUGGGAUCGAGGGAAGGAGCGGGGCAGGGACAGGGACGACGGUGGCGGGGAACGGCGGCAGGUUCGCGACCGCUACCGCGAGCCUGAGCGGGAACGGGGCCGGGAACGGGAAUGGGAACGGGAACGGGGCUUGGACAAGAAGCGUGAGCAGGAGCGGGAGGGGAAGGAUCAGAAGCGUGAGCGGCGGGAGAGGGAGGACCGAGGCGUGCGGGAUGCGGGGAAGGAGGAGGGGUAUCGGCGGCGGCAACGGGACCGACCUGAGGAAGACCGUGAGUAGGCAAAGGGAUCAGGUUUGUCAGCAUGCCGGGUACUGUUGUUGGCCUUCGAGGCCGUGGGAUACCCUUUGUUCACAUGCACAUAGAACUUUCGCUGGAGUCUCUUUUCUUCCAGGCGAGACAGCGAAUACGUUUGUGUGUGCGUGUGUUACAACAUAUGACCUCUUGCAUCUCUCUUGAUGGCUAUUUCGGAAGGCCAGGCUCGUGAUUCCGCUUGGCUGCGACGUCUAUAACUUCAGAUUAUCCGCUUUGUAUAUAUUGUAGGUGUAUAGGUAUUGUUUAACAUCGGGUAAGCGGGGUUGCGGUGUCUUACUGUUAGGCUCGAUGCGACGGCUCGGCACGCCUAUCUCUUGCCUGGGACUUUGUUACUGGACCGAAGGUUGCUCCCCAAGUCACCAACAGGUGUGAGGGCUGUUUUGCCUUCUCCGGCAUGAACUCCAAUGUAUGGGAACCCCACUUAAAUUGCAGAUGGACGGUUCAGGUGUUGUUUCUGCUGGUUUUUUCUACAACUUUUCUGUUUUACCCUUGCGCACGUUGUACCCUUGUGUGUGACAUUAGCGGUGUCCCGGAGCCGUUUCAGACGGCAAAGCGAGACGGAUAUAUCUCAAAUUUUGUCAAUUUCUGAGGACUAGAGCUUUG
This is a messenger RNA of Volvox carteri f. nagariensis, 1918 nucleotides long. RefSeq lists its product as uncharacterized. The transcript is spliced from 5 exons. NCBI's taxonomy places the organism in Eukaryota, Viridiplantae, Chlorophyta, Chlorophyceae, Chlamydomonadales, Volvocaceae. The record is from RefSeq and is a predicted model, not a curated record. The coding region runs from base 1 to 1281 and encodes 426 amino acids.